Molecule: messenger RNA, 7639 nt
Organism: Dreissena polymorpha
Lineage: Eukaryota; Metazoa; Mollusca; Bivalvia; Myida; Dreissenidae
Product: mucin-2-like
Exons: 22
Coding region: 19-7056 (2345 amino acids)
Molecular function (GO): protein binding
Source: RefSeq, a predicted model, not a curated record
UGUUCUGAUGUUGAUGCGAUGUCGAAGUAUGACUACAUUCCGUCCGAGAGGGUCCGUUUCCCAGAUCAUGAUCACCUCAAUGAAAUCAGGGACAAUCUGCGUGUUUCCGAACCUGGUUCGGUGACAUUUACUGAUGCUGUAUUAACCGUAGAAGUCUCGCUUAACCCUGAAGACGAAAUUGACUACAUCGAGCUCCCGGUGCACGAAGGCGUGAUUUCAUUUAACGUGUUUUAUUUAACUGAACAUGACCGAAAUUCAUGGAAAGAGCUGGUCGUUGACCAUAAAAAGGAUUUCGAAGCUGACGAGCGCGCGCAUUUCGUUGAGAUUCGGAAACAAAUCAUCGCAAUUAAGGUGAUAGUCAAUAGGUUUCCUCAGCAGAGUGAAGCUUCUAUCAAAUUAGUUGUUUUCGGGUGCUUUUAUCGUAUCCAAACAACAACAGUGGAGUUGAAAACAACGUCAAUUCCAACCACGGUCUGUGAAGACCUGGUUCGAUUGAAUAAUGACACUAUUUACGAGAAAGAUGUAAGAGUAAGCGGGAAUUAUGAAGGUAUUCUGAACGCCACUAGCAAUGACGCCAACACUCAGUACUAUCUGCAUCCUGAAGAUGAAGGAUUAGAGACCAUCGUGUUUGAUUUAAAGAAGGAGUAUGUGCUCAUGAAGAUAGAAUUUGAAUCUCAAUUUGUUGAAGAGGUUACGAUACAGAUUUUAAAAUCCGCCGGCGAAAAUCCAGAGAGCCUGGUGGAAACAAUCGUCAACCCUGAGAUUGUUACAAAAACUACCAAAACGUUCCAGGAAAAAGAGUAUAAUGCAACUACCGUCACAUUCGAAUUUAGAAAAUAUACAGUUGAUCUAGACAGACGUCGUCCUAUGGUCAAAAAUAUUUCGGUGUACCCAUGUAUGGAAGAAGAGCCACCUCCUGAGUCGACCACUGCGACUAUAUCAACGUCAUUUACAACUCCAACAGUAUCUACAACACCAUCUACCACUACUGUAACACAAACAUCCACUACGACAUCUGUGACACCUACUACGACGUCAACGGUAUCUACAACACCUUCCACCACAACUGUGACAGAAACUCCUACAACAAGCAGUGUUCCAUCUACUACGACUUCAACGGUAUCUACAACAACUUUAACGACUUCUGUGACAGAAACACCAACAACGACCACUGUGCCAUCUACUACGACUUCAACGGUAUCCGCAUCCCCUUCCACCACUACUGUGACAGAAACUCCUACAACGAGCAGUGUUCACUCUACUUCGACUUCAACAGUAUCUACACCACCUUCCACGACUACUGUUCUAUCUACUACAAGUUCAAUGGUAUCUACAACACUUUCAACGACCACUGUGACGGAAACUCCAACAACGACCUCUGUCCCAUCUACUGCAACUUUUACGGUAUCUACAUCACCUUCCACCACGACUGUAACAGAAACGUCAACAACGACAUCUGUUCCAUCUACUACAACUUCAACAGUAUAUACAACACCUUCGACCAUUACUGUAACAGAAACCCCUACAACUACCUCUGUUCAAUCGACUUCAAAGUCAACGGUAUCAACAAGACCUUCCACCACUACUGUGACAGAAACUCCUACAACGACAUCUGUUGAAUCUACUACAACUUCAACAGUAUCUACAACACCUUCAACGACUACUGUGACAGAAACUCCUACAACGACAUAUGUUCCAUCUUCUACAACUUCAACGGUAUCUACAACACCCUCUACCACUACUCUGACAGAAACCCAAACAAAGACCUCUGUUCCAUCUUCUACAAGUUCUACAACACUUUCAACGACUACUGUGACAGAAACUCCAACAACGACUUCUGUCCCAUCUACUACAACUUCAACGGUAUCUUCAUCACCUUCCACCACAACUGAAACUCCCACCACGACCUCUGUUGAAUCGACUACAACUUCACCGGUAUCUACUACACCUUCAACGACUACUCUGACAGAAACUCCUACAACGACAUCUGUUCCAUCGACUACAACUUCAGAAGUAUCUAAAACACCUUCAACCACUACUCUGACAGAAACCUCAACAACGACCUCUGUUCCAUCUUCUACAACUUCAACGGUAUCUAUUCCACCUUCCACCACAACUGUGACAGAAACCCCAACAACGACCAUUGUUUCAUCGACUUCAACGUCAACGGUAUCUACAACACCUUCUAGCACGACUGUGACAGAAACCCCAACAACGACAUCUGUUCCAUCUACUACAACUUCAACAGUAUAUACAACACCUUCGACCACUACUGUGACAGAAACCCCUACAACUACCUCUGUUCAAUCGACUUCAAAGUCAACGGUAUCAACAAGACCUUCCACCACUACUGUGACAGAAACUCCUACAACGACAUCUGUUGAAUCUACUACAACUUCAACAGUAUCUACAACACCUUCAACGACUACUGUGACAGAAACUCCUACAACGACAUAUGUUCCAUCUUCUACAACUUCAACGGUAUCUACAACACCCUCUACCACUACUCUGACAGAAACCCAAACAAAGACCUCUGUUCCAUCUUCUACAAGUUCUACAACACUUUCAACGACUACUGUGACAGAAACUCCAACAACGACUUCUGUCCCAUCUACUACAACUUCAACGGUAUCUUCAUCACCUUCCACCACAACUGAAACUCCCACCACGACCUCUGUUGAAUCGACUACAACUUCACCGGUAUCUACUACAUUUUCAACGACUACUCUGACAGAAACUCCUACAACGACAUCUGUUCCAUCGACUACAACUUCAGAAGUAUCUAAAACACCUUCAACCACUACUCUGACAGAAACCUCAACAACGACCUCCUCUGUUCCAUCUUCUACAACUUCAACGGUAUCUAUUCCACCUUCCACCACAACUGUGACAGAAACCCCAACAACGACCAUUAUUUCAUCGACUUCAACGUCAAUGGUAUCUACAACACCUUCUAGCACGACUGUGACAGAAACCCCAACAACGAACUCUGUUCCAUCUUCUACAAGUUCUACAACACUUUCAACGACUACUGUUACAGAAACUCCAACAACGAUUUCUGUCCCAUCUACUACAACUUCAACGGUAUCUACAACACCUUCCACCACAACUGUAACAGAAACCUCAACAACGACAUCUGUUUCAUCUACUACCACAAGACCUUCCACCACUACUGUGACAGAAACUCCUACAACGACCACUGUUGAAUCGACUACAACUUCAACAUUAUCUACAACACCUUCAACGACUACUGUGACAGAAACUCCUACAACGGCAUCUGUUCCACCGACUACAACUUCAACGGUAUCUAUUCCACCUUCCACCACAACUGUGACAAAAACCCCAACAACGACCAUUGUUUCAUCGACUCCAACGUCAACGGUAUCUACAACACUUUCUAGCACGACUGUGACAGAAACUCCACCAACGACCUCUGUUCCAUCUACUACAACUUUAACGGUAUCUACAUCACCUUCCACUACAACUUUGACUGAAACUCCCACAACGACCUCUGUUGAAUCGACUACAACUUCAACGUUAUCUACUACACCUUCAACAACUACUCUGACAGAAACUCCUGCAACGACAUCUGUUCAAUCGACUACAACUACAGAAGUAUCUAGAACACCUUCAACCACUACUCUGACAGAAACCUCAACAACGACCUCUGUUCCAUCUACUACAACUUCAACGGUAUCUAUUCCACCUUCCACCACAACUGUGACAGAAACCCCAACAACGACCAUUGUUUCAUCGACUUCAACGUCAAAGGUAUCUACAACACCUUCUAGCACGACUGUGACAGAAACCCCAACAACGAACUCUGUUCCAUCUUCUACAAGUUCUACAACACUUUCAACUACUACUGUGACAGAAACUCCAACAACGACUUCUGUCCCAUCUACUACAACUUCAACGGUAUCUACAUCACCUUCCACCACAACUUUGACUGAAACUCCCACCACGACCUCUGUUGAAUCGACUACAACUUCAACGGUAUCUACUACACCUUCAACGACUACUCUGACAGAAACUCCUACAACGACAUCUGUUCCAUCGACUACAACUUCAGAAGUAUCUAAAACACCUUCAACCACUACUCUGACAGAAACCUCAACAACGACCUCUGUUCCAUCUUCUACAACUUCAACGGUAUCUAUUCCACCUUCCACCACAACUGUGACAGAAACCCCAACAACGACUAUUGUUUCAUCGACUUCAACGUCAACGGUAUCUACAACACCUUCUAGCACGACUGUGACUGAAACCCCAACAACGAACUCUGUUCCGUCUUCUACAAGUUCUACAACACUUUCAACGACUACUGUGACAGAAACUCCAACAACGACCUCUGUUCCAUCUACUACAACUAUAACGGUAUCUAUUCCACCUUCCACCACAACUGUGACAGAAACCCCAACAACGACCUCUGUUUCAUCGACUUCAACUUCAACGGUAUCUACAACACCUUUCAGCACGACUGUGACAGAGACUCCAACAUCGACCUCUGUUCCAUCUACUACCACUUCAAGGGUAUCUACAACACUUUCAACGACUAAUGUGACGGAAACACCAAGCACGACCACUGUGCCAUCGACUACAACUUCAACGGUAUCUACAGCACCUUCCAUAACUACUGUGACAAAAAAACCAACAACGACCACUUUUCCAUCGACUACAACUUCAACGGUAUCUACAACACCUUCCAACAUAACUGUGACGGUAACACCAACGACGACCACUGUGCCAUUCACUUCAACUUCAAUGGUAUCAACAUCUACCGUGACUUCGUCGUCUAUUACGACGGUUAUUCUAACAACAUUCGUAACGACUCCACACGUCUGUAUUAUCAAUUCGUCUUCCAUUCCUGACCUUCCCGACGGAGACAUUGUUGGUUACAUAGAAAAAGAUGGCAUUAAUGGAUUCACGGAUAAAUCUGAGGCCGUAAAAGAUGGUGAGAUGAUAUCGCAAGGUGUGGUUGUGCACAUCAAGUGCAUGAAUUGCUCAUGUGAACAUGGUGGCAAAAUGACGUGUGUACCAGAAGAACCGUGCCGCACAUGCGAUUACGAGCUGUGGGGUGAAUGGAGCAAGUGUUCGGUAACUUGUGGUGGCUCCGGUUGGAAGACGAGGACUCGAAUGUUGUUGUCCGGCAAUAUUCUUUGUCUAACGAAGGAAACCGAGAACCAGCCUUGUCACGAGGGUCCAUGUAUUGCAACGUCUACACCACCCUGCUCCACAUGGUCUACAUGGUCGUCAUGUGACUGCCAAACGAAGUCCAAAAGUAGGACACGUGCUGGGAACUGUGUAGACUACUUUGAAGAAGAAGACUGCUUUGAGGGAUGCACUACUACUAGUACGAUAAAACCAUGCGUUGAUCCGGAGAUUCUAGUUGACUGCUACAAUCUGUGUGAUGAUUCCUGUAAGAAUCUGCGCUUACCAGGAACCUGUGUAGAAUCAGAUACAUGCAGGCAAGACUGCCAAUGUCCUGCAGGCAUGAGACGUAUCCAAGGCAAGUGUGUUAACGAGACCAAUUGUCCAUGUUACACAAAUGAGGGAGAACCCGUUUUGCCCGGAUUUGAAAUGCCAACUGAUAAGCCAUGUGAAAAGUGCAUAUGCAAUGAGUAUAACGAGAAAACUUGCUCCGCUAUUCUUGGUUGCUGUGAGUGGAGCCCAUGGAAUGAAUGGUCAACAUGUUCAGAAACCUGCGGAGAGGGUAUCAGGAGGCGAGAAAGACAAAUGCACGGUGAUAACUGCGACCCCAAUGGACACGAGGAAACAGAGCCGUGCAACAUUCGAGAUUGUCCGCCCGUCUGUCUGCCCGACUACAAUCUUGGUGACGUCAUGUCAAACUGCACCUGCGAAAUUUGCUAUUGUGCUGGAGAUGGCACCAAAAAAUGUGAACCGAAAUCAGACGAAAACGUGAAUGGUGGCCUAACGCCAUGGUCCGACUGGAGCGAGUGUUCCAAGGGCUGCGACGGCGGGACCCACAUGAGAAACCGCUCGUGUACUAACCCCCCGCCUCGCUGUGGAGGCAUGUUCUGCAACGGGAGCUUAGUGGAAUCUGAACCGUGUAACAAGGGCGUAUCAUGUUGUGAUGUCACAGACUGGUCCCCGUGGUCAGAGUGCGACUCAGAAUGCGGCCCAGGCAACAAGACGCGGUCUCGUGAUUACAAAAGCCUGAGCUCAAGGCCCCUGUGCAACAAGUACCUUACAGAAACUGUGUCCUGCACAGAUGUGGAACCAUGUGACACACAAUGCAUCAUGAGCGACUGGACUGAAUGGUCCAAGUGCAGCGUCACUUGCGGUUCCGGUUCCAAAACCCGAAAGAGAAACAUUGAGUCCGGUUCCGCCACAGUUUGUAAUGGCGUGGACGUAUUGGAGGAGGUUGGCUGCCAUGAACUGGAUUGUACCUGCGAGCCUCCGUUCGUGUGGCGAAAUGACUCACUGUGCCAUUCCCAGACAUGUGGCCGCAGGGUAACCAAUGACGACUGUGCCGACAAGCUACUUCCGGCGUGUGUCUGCCCGGAGAAUAUGUACUUUAAAGACGGGGAGUGUGUCAAUAUUGUCGACUGCUUUAUGUGCAAUAUCAACGGGGUUGUGUACAGGAACGGCGAGACAUGGCAGCCGACAGGAACUUGUGACAUCUGCCAGUGCAUUAUGGGAAAGGCAAUGUGUGAACCAGUUAUGGAGUUACCAGUUUGUGAGGUUGGAGAGACGAUCACGUAUGAAGACGGCCCCUGCUGUCCGAAGUGUCGUGCCAUCCAAGCGUGUCAGCUGCACAACAAGACGGAGACCCUCGUGCUCGACAACUGCAAGUCCAAGGCCGAAGUCACCUACCAGUACUGUGCGGGCACCUGCGGCUCCAGCAAGUCAGCGCCAAUGUUGUCCCUGUCCAAUGGUGCAACACCCGCCACGGUUGAUGACUGCAAAUGCUGUAAGGGCACAACGACUGGAACGCGCGAUGUUAUUCUGCAGUGUGACAGCAAUGGCAGUAUAGAGGAGGUGGUUGGCUACCUGCCCCUUAUCACCGCCUGCAAGUGCAACACGUGCGAAUAGAGAAAUUGGGGAAAAGAAAAGAAGACGACCUGCUCGAGAUGUUAUGAAUUCGAAAACGUGUGUCUAAGACAUAUUGUACUUUGUGAAAAGAAAUUACUGUCCUCUUUAUAAGUGACAUUUACAUAUAUAUACUUUACGAAAAACAUUAAAUAAUGUAAUAAUACACAUAUUCAUUUGUAUUGUACUUGUUAGUGAAUAAUAAUUAUUAUUAACAUACAUUUUGCUACAUUUACUACAAUUUGAUAAAGCUACAACUGAAUGUUAUGUUAAAUAUAAACAUAAUUUAUCUUAAUUAUUUCUAUAUAAUGGCAAUUUUGUAUGCAGCAUUUUGUCAACUGUAUAAUCGUUUUAGCCUUAUAACGGUCAUGUUCUAAAUAUAAUUUUGAAAAUUUAAAAAUUACUGUGAUGUUUUAUGAAAGUUAAACACAUAUUUUUACUUUACUGGUUUUAUUACACGUUAUCCAUUUUAUUGUUCUCUUAUUAUGUUUAUCGUUAAAUUUUAUCUAUAGUUAAUACCUGAGUAUAUUAUGUCUGUUUUACUAUAAACUCUUUAUUUCUGAUAAAUAAACUCUAUUGCAAAGUU